GCGGACCGCAGCCCAGCUGAAUCUGAUAUAUAAGCCUGUGUGCUAGCACUCUAAGUCAAAGACAAGUUGAAAAGUCACGGAGUACAGUUGAUAAACAGGCUAGCAUUAAAAUCGACAUAAGGCUUUAUAGCCAGUUGUGUCACGGUAAACGAUAAACUCAAAGGUCGAGGUACACAAAUACGAGAGACAAGUUAGCUGAAAUAUAGAAUUACGUUCUCAAAAUGGUAAGUGUAUAAAAUUACUGCGCAAUACGAUAUCUUCAUUGUAAUUGAUAUAAAAUCUAGAAACAAUUGACUCAUGUUUAUGUCAGAAAUGCUUAUUAAAUUUGUAUUAUUCGACCGACGAUGCACAGUGUUCGGGCAUAUGACUUUGAAUAACGACGUCGCGCGUUAUUCAAAUUAGCCCAAACUUGUGGUGCGUGAAAUACGGGUAUUAUUUUUAAUAUUUUGACCAAAAGGUGCCAAAGCGUAUGUGAUUUUGCAUGACGUCUUGUAGUAUUUCGCUUCUAACGAAUUAUUAAAAACAGUUUCAGAACAUUUGUGGCGAAAAUGCUAAUAUAACUGACACGUUCGGGGCUAAUAUUCGUUCGUUCUCUCAGAAGCGCUAUAUAAUCUGCAUUUGUAUUGGAGAAAAUACCACAUCGCACUAGAAGUCUCGCACGGUUCGACAAAAAGUCCGAGGUUUUAAAAAGUCUCAAAAUCCCUGUAAAUAUAUUUGAUAAUUCUUAAAUUAAUCAAAAAUACACUCGAAAUGUAAAAUAUACGACUCAGUUUAAUUAAUGGAGAUCCCUUACAAAUCUGAAGGAAUUAGAAUACGUGAUCUACUACAAUACAAUUGCGUUUUACUGCAUAACUUCACCAAUAAUAUAUAACAAUUGUUGUAAAGAUCAACAGUCUACGCUAUAAGUAGGUGGUAAUAUAAGCAAGUGUUAAUGCAUAAUAGGUGAUGUAAUCGGUUGCGGAAAGUCCAGAUGGGGAGUGAACUGAAUGUAUGUCAUAUAAGAACAUUGAAAACAAUAAGAAGGCAAGAAGACUGACACAUUUCUAAAAGUCCAAUUCUGUAAAAUUCCCGGACCCACGAGAAUCAAAGACGUGCACAAUUUUGGAGUAAUUUCCGCGACGUUUAUUUAUUUCGCAAUUUUUUUAUCCAUAAGCACUAAUUUAUCUUCAUCAGUACAUAUGGAAUACUGACGAAGUUCCGGAUGAAGCGAGGUCGCGCGAGGACGAUGAGAGUUCGGCAUGAAAUCACGCGAUCUUGGUUAGGCUUAGCUGGUUCUCAACACCAUAUAUCAUGCACUUUAUUUUAAGUUAAAGCGUAGUUGAAACGCUCAUAAACGUUUAUCUUGCUAAUCUAGAGCUUUUAAUCAACUGAUUCGUUUGACGUAGUCGAAAUGGCUUUGUGACAAAAAUAAAUUUGCUGUUUUCAAUAAAAACAAAUCAAUUAAUUUACCGCAGUGCAAACCUUCAAGUUCAAACAACUUAAUUACACGCGCGCUAUAUUUAGUCUUUCAGAAAUGAAGCCCCGAAGCAUAAUAGCGGAAUUUCGUAUCGUUCAAUGGCAUUGUUUAAAACUUUAAAUGUCAAAGAAGUAUAAAAACUGGACACUUCUGAUGUGACAGUGAUUCAUAUUUCCAGGGGGGAGGGGGUCACGGUUUUUAGAGGGUUAUUUGUCCUCUGGUUGAUGUAAUUAAGACAUAAUUGUUUACGCCUUAUUCUGUCAACAAUGGCAAUUUGCGUUGGCCACGCAACGUCUAGAUUAAUCCGCGUAUGAUCUCGCAGAUCUAUGGUAUGUACCCUGUACGCAAGAUUAUGCUAUACGUGAUCUUACGGGGGUGUUUACAUGGAGAAGAGCCAAUGAAGGUCAUAUGAUUAGUCUUAAUCCCUAAACUGGAAACUUUGUUACGUGCGCACAGAAGAAUUAUGUUCACCCAAAAAAUUAAUCCGUAUACGAGACUGUUCAAGCGGGGCUAUAGACUAAUCUCUUUAUCAACAAAACUUCGGCUGUUUGGAAUGUAAGUACCUGAAAAAUAAAUCAACAAUCAACUGAUGUUUUGUUAUUAUUGGGCCACUGGCUCAAACCGUUCAUGAUAAUUUCUUACGAGCUGUGAGGAAUAGUUUGUGUAUCUCAUUUCAUUUAUACAUGCAAUUUCUUCAGUUUCUACUUACACAAAUAGAAGUACGUUGUAGUUCCUUUCGUUUAUUUUAUUUUAUUUUAUUUUAUUUUACAAGUUUGCCAUUGCAAUAGAUCUAUAUAGAGUACUAUGGUUACCAAUGACUGGAAUUUCCACACAGAGAUAGUUCUCCAAUAACGGGGUUCCAAAAAAGAAAAAUUACGGUAUAUCUAAUUAUUUUGAAGUUAAACACAAAUACAAGAAGACAAAGCGAACGUAUUGACGAACAAACGACCAAAAACUAAAUUUAGCAACAUGUUCGAGUUGAUAAGUUCAUUAGUGGGCGAGUGGUGUGACAUUUAAUAAAGUGAUUUCAAAAAGUGAUUCGUAUUUUUACAGUUUACUGAGAUGAACAAUGUAUUAGUGCGUUGUUUUAGUUAAUGAAAACGUAAAAAUAUCGGUAUCCUAUUUCGCAAACCACUUCCUACCAAGUCUACUUGAUUCCGUAUAAAACCCCUUGUCUACAAUCGAUUUUUCAACUACAGCAAUCUUAAUCUUUUCUUAUUAUUUAUAGAACAUGACUACUCCUGUUAAAGAAAUUGUUAUAGUUGGCGAUGGAAUGUGUGGGAAAACGUCCACUGUAGGCGUCUACCUCGGAAACCGAUUCACGACCGACUACAUACCGACAGUGUACGAGAACUACACGAGCAAAGUGAAGUACGAAGGACGCAACAUCUCAUUAAGACUAUUGGACACUGCUGUGCAGGAGGACUUCGAAAUUUUCCGACCGAUGUUAUAUCGUAAAGCUUCGGUAUUUGUCGUCAUGUAUUCGGUAGAUCGUCCCGAGUCUUUGGCGAACGUCUACGAAAAAUGGGUACCGGAACUAAGGCAAUAUUGCCCGGAUGUACCAAUCAUUUUGGUGGCAAAUAAAACUGAUCUUCGGUACACCUCGUCAGUAGUCGGUCAGUUGUCGGAGAACGAUGAAAGGCCGGUGUCCUCAUCCGAAGGGCGGGCAAUAGCGAGGAAAAUUAAAGCGGUGGCAUUUCGAGAAUGUUCAGCCUUGACAGGACAUGGUGUAAAUGAGGUAUUCAAGGCUGCUUUGUUGGCGAAACCACAAAAGAAACGGACACCAUCUUGGAAAUGGUUUACGAAUACAAUUACUACAAAAGAAAAGUAACACGUGAACACGUUCAUGCGUGUUGAAGAUAUCGACAUUCGUGUCACAUACGAAGUAUCCGAGCUACUACGUGCGUUGUAUUGGCAGGGAACUUGUCCACGAGACUCGAUUCAUAACAAAACUUUUCGAGACGAAUUAAACCAAAUCCGAGAAAGACCCAAUUCUCUUCAAGAUUCGUUGAUAAUAUGUCACCUCACCCGGGGGGGGAGGUACAGAUAAAAUCGUACAACCAGAGGGGCGAUGACCAAAGCAAAUUGAAGUAACCGUACAGUUAAUAUCAAUUGGAUAAAAUCAUACAAAAUAUACCAGUAAUGACGAAAUGCGAGAACAAUAAUUAGAAGUAGUAGCUCACACAAACCCUGGUUUGUCGACGAUUUUCUUUUCCUGACAGAAGCGAAUGAGCGAACUCAAAGUCAAAAGUAUGAGUACGAAAUUGUAAAGUAAUUUAAUCAAUUACUGCGGGCAGUGCACCCAUGUAAAUGAUAGCACCUUGUAAAAAAAUUUAAUAUUUUAAUAUAAAAUUUAUUUUCGUACAUUAUUGAAUAUUCAAUAGUUAGUGACAUAUAGUAGUAGAACUGCAAAUCAAGACACAACUGGGGUAUAUUUUCGUACAAGCACUUUGAGUGUUACAAUUUUGAGUAAUCAGCAAAAAAUUGGUCUUUAUAAUUAUUCAGUGGGGAAUUCCGGGAAGAGUGAAUACAAGGGAGAUGAAAAAUUAUUCCAUUUUUGUAAAGUUUAAAUACAUCUGCAACAGGGAACAGACUUAGUGUGAUGGCAAUGUGAAGAUGACGGCCAUUAAUAAAAUGAAAUUGAGAAUAUUGUACACAUGAAUAAUUAAAAAUCGCAGGCGAGUUGUAGGGCGUGUUUAUAUGAGUCCAGCUAACCGGGAAAUUCACCUGAGUGAGAUCUGAAUGCCCUUUGUUAACACAUAUAAAAUUCAACUUGUGUUCACCACAAGCUAUCUCAGUCAUGAGUGGGAUAGAAUUUUCUACAUGAAGGUUUUAUCCACCUGACCGGGAUGGACAUUUCUUGCCGGUUUUGACCUAUAAAGGCCGAUUUAAACUACACAACCUUUGCCUAAAACUGUCGCAUGCAACCCGUUUACAACUGAGUUGUACUGUAUAAAUCGAGCAUACAACUCCCCUAAGGUGAGUUAGCCUGCUUGGCAGGCGUUCUAACUUGGCCCGAUUUUAGGGACCGCCUGCCAUGCAGGCCAAAGGUGAGUUGGGUCAUAGAAUAAAGAUCCAUAUAGAAGGGCCACUUACGUCGGAAGCUUUGAAGUUUCUGUCCUCGCGCAUGUCGCAUUACGCAUGUUGGCCGCCAUUUUCCUAGCCAGUCAAUGACAUUUUACUGGCCAAUAAACACGCUGUACUGGCUGGCUGCUCCGCCUUCUGGCCAGUAAACUGCAUAUUUGUGCAUAAAAAAAACGAGGACACGUUGCACGGCUGAUGUGGUUGGGUGCUUGAUUUACACUGACAGCACAACUCAGAUUGUAAGCGGGAUGCAAGCGACAGUUUAGGUAAAAGUUGUGUAGUCUAAAUCAGCCGUCAUAUAGUGAUGAACGACAUGGUUGGAAGAUACAAACAAAAAAUAAAAUUAAUAGACCUAAACAGACACUAUUAAAGUGGCAAGGAAACCAAGCGGUUUUUUAAAGGUGAUGUAAAGUCCGUAAUGUAAACAAACGCUUUGUUUACAUUUUGAACUCAGUGCUACAGUUGUAAAAUAUGAUUAGAUAUAUAUUAUACUGAAUUAUUAACACUCUUCUGGUUCGCUAUGCUUGUAAAUGAAUACAGACUAGAGAUUCAAUUCAAGAAAAUUCGGAAGGUGCCAUUGGAAUGUAGGCCUGCGCAGAACGGACUUUACAGCAUCUUUAAGUACUACAUGCAUGUUAAGGGGGGUAAUGACAAUAUAUCAUUUUUUAUUUUCUCAUUUAAAAAGACUAUAUAUAAUACUCUUUUUCAUAUCUUGCUUACUUCUACAAAUAUUUUGAUCGAAAGGAGUGAAAUGGCCACCAUCUUCAUUUUUGUAGAUAUGCAUGUCACGUCACAACAGGGUCACGCAAAAUUUUUAUCUGGACAACCACUAAUCAUUUUGCACUCAAAACUACACUCUGUCGAAAUAUCAAGAUCACUCAAGUGAAAAUAUUUCAAGAAGCAAGAUAUAAAAAAUCGGUAAAAGAAGUUAACAUAUAGUUUCAUAAGUUCUUUCAAAUGAAAAAAAUGAAUAUUCAUAUUGCCAUUUCCCUUUAUAAAUAUUUCGAAGACGUCAAGUUUACAAAAUAUAGGUAUAUGAACACAGAAAUAAUGAAAAGCAGGUAUAUGAACACAGAAAUAAUUCACCACACUCAGGUAAACUUCCAGUUCAACCGGGCGCAAAUAAACACGGCGUAUGCGAGGCAGACAAGGCAAGCUUUUCUUUAUUCAUUAACCGAUCCUUUUUAUGAUGAUUCGUGGUUACUUGCGCCAGGUUUUCAUUGAUGAUUCAUUUCCGCCAUCUUGCUAUUAGGCUUGUGCAGUAGAAGAUCUUUGAAUUCAAAAAGUGUCUGUUUCAAAGCGUCUCGCACAGCGUCGGAACUACACGUAAUACAAUCGACAAGACACGGAUAGAUUUCGACCACUUGUGACCAUAGUUUAGGAUCCACU
Molecule: messenger RNA, 5929 nt
Organism: Paramuricea clavata
Lineage: Eukaryota; Metazoa; Cnidaria; Anthozoa; Malacalcyonacea; Plexauridae
Source: the annotation of a GenBank genome assembly